Molecule: messenger RNA, 1602 nt
Organism: Hemicordylus capensis (graceful crag lizard)
Lineage: Eukaryota; Metazoa; Chordata; Lepidosauria; Squamata; Cordylidae
Product: vomeronasal type-2 receptor 26-like
Exons: 5
Coding region: 1-1602 (533 amino acids)
Biological process (GO): G protein-coupled receptor signaling pathway
Cellular component (GO): membrane
Molecular function (GO): G protein-coupled receptor activity
Source: RefSeq, a predicted model, not a curated record
AUGGGGAGGAACAUAAGACCCAAUCCUAUAGCCAAGAACUACCAGCACAUCCUGGCCUUGGUGUUUGCCAUCAAAGGGCUCAACAAGGAUCCAGCACUCCUCCCCAACUUCACGCUGGGCUUCAGGAUCUACGAUGACAAGGACAUUGUACGAAAGACCUUCCAGGCCAGCCUGGCUCUGCUCUCCACACGUGGGCAAUUGGUGCCUAACUUUAAAUGCAACACAGAGGACAAUCUGUUGUCCGUCAUUGGGAGUCUCCAUUCUGACACCUCCAGGCAAAUGGCCACCAUCUUGGGCAUCGUCAAGAUACCUCAGCUCGGUUAUGGCUCUAUCAACACUGCUGAGAAAGGGGGAACCCUCAUCCCUUCCUUUUACCAGAUUGAUCCCAAUGAAGCCCAGCAAUGUGUGGCCUUAGUCCAGCUACUCCUUUAUUUCCACUGGAACUGGAUUGGGCUCGUUGCUUCAGAUGAUGAGAGUGAUGAAAACAUCAUCCAGAUAUUGGGACCAAUGCUGGCCCAGAAUGACAUCUGUGUGGCCUUCACUGCAAGGAUCAAGAAAGAAUUUCUGAGGGUGCCCUUUGGGAGGUGUGUGUUGAGCUGUCCUCCAGGACACAGCAGGAAGGUGCCAGAGGGGAAGCAGGUUUGCUGCUACGAAUGUGUCCCAUGUCCAGAAGGGACCUUUUCCAACCAGACAGGUAGUUGCUGUGAUCCAUGCCCAGAAGAUCAAUACCCAAACAAGAACAAAGACCAAUGUAUCUCCAAACAUAUACACUACCUUGCGUAUGAAGAUGUUCUGGGUCACACUUUGGCUUCUCUUGCUCUCUGCCUCACUCUGAUCACAUCUCUGGUGCUGGCAACCUUCAUUAAAAACCAGGACACACCAAUUGUGAAAGCCAACAACCGAGGCCUCACCUACAUCCUUCUCAUUUCUCUCCUGCUUUGCUUUCUCUGUGCCUUCCUGUUCAUUGGCCGACCAAGGAAGCUCACUUGCCUUCUCCGACAAAUGGCUUUUGGCAUCAUCUUCUCUGUUGCUGUUUCUUCAGUGUUGGCAAAAACAGUCACGGUGGUUGUGGCCUUCUUAGCUACCAGACCUGGAAACAUGGCAAGACAAAUACUGAAGAGACAACCAGCAAACUCCAUUGUCCUGAUCUGCCCCUUCAUCCAAGCGGUUAUCUGUACUUUCUGGUUGGCAACCUCUCCCCCAUUUCCAAACCUGGACUUCCAUUCCUUGGCCAGAGAGAUUGUAGAGGAAUGUAAUGAAGGCUCGGCUACCAUGUUUUACACUGUGCUGGGUUACAUGGGAUUUCUGGCCUUCAUCAGCUUCACGGUGGCUUUCUUAGCUAGGAAAUUGCCCGACAGCUUUAAUGAAGCCAAGUUUAUUACCUUCAGCAUGCUGGUCUUCUGCAGCGUUUGGGUCUCCUUUGUGCCCACUUAUUUGAGUACCAAAGGGAAGUCCAUGGUGGCUGUGGAGGUCUUCUCCAUCUUGGUAUCUGGCGCUGGUCUCCUGGGCUGCAUCUUCCUCCCCAAAUGUUAUAUCAUUGUCCUGAGGCCCAGUCUCAACAGCAGGGAUCAUCUGAUCAGGAGAAAAUAUCAGGGAACUUAA